Hemiscyllium ocellatum (epaulette shark) is the source of this 3628-nucleotide messenger RNA. Its product is annotated as nuclear receptor coactivator 7. The transcript has 17 exons. Bases 414 to 2939 code for a protein of 841 amino acids. NCBI's taxonomy places the organism in Eukaryota, Metazoa, Chordata, Chondrichthyes, Orectolobiformes, Hemiscylliidae. Gene Ontology annotation, cellular component: nucleus. The record is from RefSeq and is a predicted model, not a curated record. Gene Ontology annotation, biological process: response to oxidative stress; regulation of transcription by RNA polymerase II.
UGAAAUAUCUACCGAAGAUUUAGGGCGAAGAAUUUGUUGUGGCAAGUGAUUUGCUAUUGCUCAGAUUGGCUGCAAACAUUACUUUCACGUCCGUCUUAUUGCAAAACUGUACAGUUGAGAAAAUAAUGGGACAUGUCAUCAAAUUCUCAGGAUCUGCUGAGUGGCCAGCCGUACCAAAUCAUCUGAUGAGCAAUAUUAGUUGAAAAUCUUAAUAAUUGAUAUACGAUAAAAUGCAAGAGAUCAUAUUGUGUGGCAAAUACAGUAGACUAGAUUGAAUAAAGUGCAGUCUUACAAUUAUGUGCACCACGAUUGAGUCAAAUGGUUAUCUGUGCAAUUAAUAAGGAAGAGUUCUACAGAAGCCAGGAGUGAAGCAGUGCAAUGUCACUUUGUGACCCUGUAAUGUCAGCAUAAGCAUGGAUCUCAAGGAACAGAGGCAGGAGAAAAGGCAAGAUUAUUUUUCUGUUGUGAAAACAAGGUUAAAGAAGAAAUUCAAACAGACUAGAGCCAUCUCUAUGAAGUCUCCAGGGAAUGAAUAUGAAAACAACAAGAUGGCCUCUACCACAAAGGAUGCAGCUGAGUUAAAUUCUGCACCUUUUCUUUCUGUAAUGAAUCCAUCAGGAAGAACACGAAAUACUGAUUUUCAGCAAUAUUAUUCAAUGGAACAUAAAAGUGAAGAGAAAAAUGGUCGAACAUUAGUCCAAGAGAAACCAGUGGGCACUAUGGAAUACAGAGCAGCGGUGGAGGACACACUGUGUAGCAUAGCCCUGAAGUUCAACAGUACACCAACGCAACUGGUUAAAUUAAACAAGUUGUACUCACAAAGUAUUGUUCCCGGGCAGCAACUAUAUGUUCCUGAUCCAGGACUGAGUGAAGACAGCUCCAUAUCCUCAAGUCCCAGGCAGUCACAGACUCUUUCUUCAUCAGAUAUAGAAUAUGUCAAACUUUCGGAUGCUGAUUCAGCAGAAAUGUCCAGUCUACAGUGGUAUAGUUCACAACACUCGAUACACAGCUCCUUGUCUCCCAUGUGGGAUGAAGUACCCUUUUCUGAAAGAUUCCUGAAAAUUUGUUGCAGAUAUUUUACAAAUGGAAAGGGUGUUAUAAUGGGAAUCCUGCUCCUCACUCCUGAAAAGAUCUUUUUUGACCCAUAUAAAUCCCAUCCUCUUGUCAUUGAAAAUGGCUGUGAAGACUAUUUAUUUUCUUGCAACAUGGAGUCACUCAUUUCAGCUGUGUCUCACAAGGAUGUUUCUCAAAUGGAACUUUGCACUUCUUCUCCCUUAAAGAAGACUUCUGUUCAACCUCAAACGGGAAGGAAUACUGCUAACAUUAACCGUAGGAAAUCCCAUCCAGUUAGUUUAGUAGCUCCAACCAAAGACAAUACCCAAUGUACAAAGGUCAAAAGAAAAGAUUCAGUUCCUGUUGAUCAAGGAGCUGAAGCUUCAACAAAAUUUAGCAGCAUAUCCCACUCAUGUCCAGAUUCUCUCUGCCAUGUGGAUGAGAAAUUAUCCGAUGAAAUUACAGAAUUGCAGGACAGUGUACCUGAAGAAGAUGGUGAAACUGACCAGAAAGAAACAUUUACCAUUCCAAGCAGAACAAAAUACGGAGGAGAUAAUUUAAUAUCAGAGAAUAGGCAUUGUUAUUGUGAUGAACAAAGUAUAAGCGAAGAAAAAUUUGGACCAAAUGUAAAUUAUUAUGGCAAUCAACAUUUGACCCAUGCACUGACAGAGGAAAUGUUACAUAAGGGAAACAAACGAGAGAAACUCUGUGAUUCCAGCUAUGAUCCAGAUGAUAAAACUGCAGCCUUUUGUGAAAUAAACUUGUUAGAUCAUGGAUGUCCUGAAUAUCAGUGGUGUCAAAGGAGAGAAAACACAGAAGAGAAACUACUUUGCAGUGAACUGUCUAGAAUGAAGGAAGAAGAGGUUUGUUGUGCAAUGAACAAAGCCAAAGGUGAUCUGUUUAGUGAAUAUGAUAAACAGAAGAUCCAGAGAAAGGACAGAUUACCCACAUUGGCACCGAAGCAUGAAUUGAAACAAGAUCUACAUCACUCAGACGAUGAGGAAGACAAAUUUCGAUUGAUGUUUUUGUGUCUGAAAGUCAGACUUCCCAAGAAAGGGAGAAAUCUAUUUCAGUUUGGAUCAACCAUAUCUGAGGAUAUGAGCCAGAAUGAAUCCAAGGAAUACUGGCUUGCAAUGACUCAGGAAAAAGUGGCUGAACUACAUACAUACCUGAAACAUUGGCGACCUGAUAUUUAUUUGCCUGAAUCAAUGGGUGACACGCAAUUCCGUGACUUUGUUUUCCUCGAUGGGAAGUGUGCGUUUCCCUUGAAUGAGAAGCUUUUUGGUGGACCUUUUGAUGAAUGGGAGAUCAUAUCAGUGGAGGAUGACCCAGUGAAACACUGCAAAGACAUCUUUGAUUCAGAAUUUGGGAAUAUGGCACCUAUUCUUCAGGGGAAGAGCAACUUACUGGAACCUUUUCAUAUUGAGAUGAUUUCAAAAUAUUUGCCACUUAGAACAGUGGGGCAUCCAUGGCGACUAGCAUACAGUACAUAUCUGCAUGGCUUUAGUCUGAAAACCCUGUACCGCAAAGUGGCCAAUGCUGAUUCACCAGUGUUACUGGUUUUAAAGGAUACGUGUGGUCAGGUAUUUGGUGCUUUAACUUCUCACCCACCAAGGCCAUGUGACCAUUUCAACGGGACAGGAGAAACCUUUCUAUACACCUUUAAUCCUGAUUUUAAGAUCUUCCAAUGGACUGGAAAUAAUUCUUUCUUCACAAAAGGAAGUUCAGACUCACUUGCAAUAGGAGGAGGAAGUGGACACUUUGGUUUAUGGUUGGAUGAAGAUCUCAAUCAUGGAAGAAGCCAUCCUUGUGAAACAUUCAACAACAUUGUUCUAUCCAAAAAUGAAGAUUUCAAGGUGCAGGAUCUUGAAGUGUGGACAUUCUGAAAACUGUAUAGUCAUGAUCACGAAACAACAGUCUUGAAAAUAUCACUGAUUUAAUGCAUGUGUACUGAGCCAGUUCAGACUUGAACAAGAGAUGUUUUGCUACCACUUUACAAACUAAGUGCAGCAUCAAGUCAGUUGGUAGUAUAAAAGCAGCAAAGCUUUAUAGCCCAGGGCUCCCUUAAAUUGUAUUUUUUUUCAGAGCUACUUUGGACACUCGUGCAUUGCCAAUGUGAGUAUAGUCAGAAUGGUAUUAAAUAUUACUAUAUUGCUGCUAAACUAAUCCAACAUAGACUUAAAUAGAUAUUUGUGCAAUUCUGACAUUCAAGGGAAGUAUGGGGGCAAAUAAAUUUACCCACACUCGAUACAAGCAAUCCAGGUCAAUCUAGCACCAAGUGCUUUUGGUCUAUCAAUCUGUGCAUAUAUUGGUAUGAAUGCAUGUUUAUUUUAUAGCCUUAAUGUAUGCUGCUAACUCAGAACUGGAAUGUAUGCUUUUGAAGAUUAAGUGUUUAUUGUUCAUGUUUGUGUGUCUGUAUAUAUCUAAACAGGUGAAGCUAUUAACUUUAGCAUGAACAUAAGAUUCAUUAAAAACCUUGCUGUAAUUGUUCUUCAUGUUGCUUUUAGUGACAUCUCAAACAUGUCACUGCUUUUAAUUUUAUGAAUCAUGAUGCUCCUGAAAUAAAAACAAAACU